UGAUUGGUCCUAUCUGAGGAGGGCAAACACCAAAGUCACCUACAACCCACUGACCCCUUCCCCAGCUUCAGUUUGCAGCUGUCUCAGGCAGGGAGCUCCUCUGUCCCCAGACUGAGCCCCCGAGGGACCCCGUAGGUAGAGGACCUGGCCAUGCGGAUUAUCGGGGCCCUGCUGCUGCUGACUGCCUGCCUAGGGGUCACUGCCAACCCUGUGCCCACACCACCAGAUGACAUCCAAGUGCAGGAGAACUUCAGCAUAACCAGGUUCUACGGAAAAUGGUUCCACGUGGCCAUGGGCUCCACCUGCCCGUGGCUGGCGAGGUUCAAGGACAGGCUGACCAUGAGCACACUGCUGCUGAGAGAGGGAGAGACAGAGACACAGAUCAGCACGACCAGCACUCGUUGGCGGAAAGGUGUCUGUGAGGAGAUCUCUGGGAUUUUUGAGAAAACAGACACCGAUGGAAAGUUCCGCUACCACAAAUCCAAAUGGAACAUCACCAUAGAGUCCUAUGUGGUCCAUACCAACUAUGAUGAGUAUGCCAUUAUUCUGACCAAGAAACUCAGCCGCCACCACGGACCCACUAUUACCGCCAAACUCUACGGGCGGGAGCCGCAGCUUCGGGAAGACCUGCUGGAGGAGUUCAGGGAGGUUGCCCUGGGCUUGGGCAUCCCUGAGGACUCCAUCUUCACAUUGACCAACAGAGGAGAGUGUGUCCCCGGGGAGCAGGAACCAGAGCCCACUUCACCCCCAAGAGCCCGGAGGGCUGUACUGCCCCAGGAAGAGGAAGGAUCGGGGGCUGGGCAACUAGCAACUGAAUUCAACAAGAAGGAAGAUUCCUGCCAACUGGGCUACGCAGAAGGUCCUUGCCUGGGGAUGGUCAGUAGGUAUUUCUAUAAUGGCUCAUCCAUGGCCUGUGAGACUUUCCAAUAUGGCGGCUGCCUGGGCAAUGGCAACAACUUCGUUACUGAGAAGGAUUGUCUGCAGACCUGCCGCACUGUGGCGGCCUGCAAUCUCCCCAUAGUCCGCGGCCCCUGCAGAGCCUUUACCCAGCUCUGGGCAUAUGAUGCCGUCCAGGGAAAGUGCAUCCUCUUCACCUAUGGGGGCUGCCAAGGCAACGGCAACAAGUUCUACUCGGAGAAGGAGUGCAAGGAGUACUGCGGCGUCCCUGGCGACGGAGAUGAGGAGCUGCUGCGCUUCUCCAGCUGAGAGGUCGGUCGGAGGCCAGAGGAUGGCGGGGAAGCUGCAGGCCAGUGGCUGUCCCGGGGCCCCACCUUGGGCAGGCCGGGCCGAGAGACCUGGGUUCAAAUAAAAACCAAAUCACAGAUUCCUGAAA
This is a messenger RNA of Pteronotus mesoamericanus, 1333 nucleotides long. RefSeq names its product alpha-1-microglobulin/bikunin precursor (gene AMBP). The coding region runs from base 151 to 1206 and encodes 351 amino acids. Gene Ontology annotation, molecular function: serine-type endopeptidase inhibitor activity. NCBI's taxonomy places the organism in Eukaryota, Metazoa, Chordata, Mammalia, Chiroptera, Mormoopidae. The record is from RefSeq and is a predicted model, not a curated record. The transcript is spliced from 10 exons.